Molecule: messenger RNA, 543 nt
Organism: Onychomys torridus (southern grasshopper mouse)
Lineage: Eukaryota; Metazoa; Chordata; Mammalia; Rodentia; Cricetidae
Product: protein SSX1-like
Exons: 6
Coding region: 13-543 (176 amino acids)
Biological process (GO): regulation of DNA-templated transcription
Cellular component (GO): nucleus
Source: RefSeq, a predicted model, not a curated record
GAAGAAAAUUAGAUGGUGUCUUUUCAAAAUCCCAUUGAUCCUACUAACAUGAAAACAGUGAGUUCCUGCGUAAAGAGCUCUGUGGAAGAGACUCAUGAGCCAAAGAACAUAUGUGAGGCCAUCCAGGAUAUUUCUACAUACUUUUCUGAGGAAGAGUGGGCAAAGCUGACUAAAUGGCAGAAAAGUGCCUACGUGUAUAUGAAAAGAAACUACAUCAGGAUGACGGGCCUAGGGGUCACGGUCAACCAACCAGUUUUCAUGCGCUGCAAGGAACAGACCAAAGAAUCGCUGGUGGAAAGUACUAAAGUUCGUGGCCGUAUCAGUGAAGAUGAACAUCCCGAAGAGAGUUAUGACAUGAAACAGAUAAAACGCCUGAAGCUGACUCCACUGACAAUAGAUCUCUAUGAUAUAAAAGACAGACUUACAUUCGAAGGAGGUGGAUUUUGGAUAAAUCCCUGGCGCCACCGGUUGCGAGAAAGGAAGAAUCGAGUGAUAUAUGAAGAGAUCAGUGAUCCCGAAGAAAGUGAUGAUGAUGAUGAUUAA